Molecule: messenger RNA, 825 nt
Organism: Meloidogyne enterolobii
Lineage: Eukaryota; Metazoa; Nematoda; Chromadorea; Rhabditida; Meloidogynidae
Source: the annotation of a GenBank genome assembly
UUUAUGGCAAAUCCACUAAAAAAUGCAAAAAAUGUUUUAGUUUUAAUUACGGGGGCAAGUCGAGGAAUUGGGUAUGAAUUGGCUUUGCAAUUUGGACAAAUAUUUGCUGGGACUCGUUUUCAAUUCUUUUUGUUGGCAAGAAGUAGAGGCGGGCUUGAAGAAGUUGCCGAAAAGAUUUGUAAAAUUAAAAACGCCUCUUCCGGAAAUGUCGAAAUAGUUGUAGCUGAUUUAUCCACCCCAGAAUGUUCUUCAGCCUUCGAAAACAUUCAACAAAAAAUAAAAGAAUUGGAAACUAAAAAUAAAUUUGAUUUAUGUUUAAUUAUUCACAAUGCUGGGACUGUCGGGGAUUUAACUAAAAAAUCAUCAGAAUUAAAUGAAAUAGAGCAAUGGCAAAAUUAUUUACAAACAAAUUUAUUAUCAACAAUUUUACUUAAUAAUUUAAUUUAUUCGGUUAUUUGUAAAGAAGAUAAGAAAAUAUUUAUAAUUAAUGUGACUUCUUUACUUUCUGUAAAACCUUAUCCUUCAUUUACUCAAUAUUCUGUUGGGAAGGCUGCUAGAGAGGCAUAUUUUCGAGCUUUUGCAAUAGAACAUCCAAAUUGUCGUGUUCUCAGCUAUUCUCCUGGUCCUGUUGAUACAACAAUGCAUAGUGAAGUUGCAGAAAAAACUUAUGAUGCUGGAGUAAGAGAAGUUUUUGGAAAGAAGAGACACGAUAGUAAUUUACAUAGAAAGCUUUUAACACCUACAGAAACUGUUCAACGCUUAAUUCAUUUAUUGGAGAAAAACAAUUUUGAGAAUGGAUCGAGGGUGGAUUAUUUUGAUAAAUAA